AUGCCUCUCACACGCACCCACGGCCAGACUACCGCCCCCCGCCGCCACUCCAUCUUCAGUCGGCGCCGCGCUGCUCCCCGUCGCCAAAAGGUUGUGACAACUACCACCACCACCAGAGAACGCAGUCACGGUCUCUUUGGCAAGCGUGAGAAGGUCCAUACCGUUCAUCACCAACACCGCAAGCCCACCAUGAAGGACAAGGUCAGCGGCGCUCUGCUCAAGCUCAAGGGCAGCCUCACCCACCGCCCCGCCGUCAAGGCUGCUGGCACCCGCCGUAUGCAUGGCACUGACGGACGUGGUUCCCGACGCGUCCACCGCGUGUAA
Messenger RNA from Ilyonectria robusta, 324 nucleotides. RefSeq lists its product as uncharacterized. The coding region runs from base 1 to 324 and encodes 107 amino acids. The transcript has 2 exons. The record is from RefSeq and is a predicted model, not a curated record. NCBI's taxonomy places the organism in Eukaryota, Fungi, Ascomycota, Sordariomycetes, Hypocreales, Nectriaceae.